CUUAGGAGAUAUUUUUGGUAUAAAAAGCUGAGAACGAGGUUUUGUUUACAUCCAAAAUAUCUAAAGAGUACUUCUGCAAAUAGGUCCAUAAAGAGAACUUCUGAAAUAAGGCAAGUUUUAUUGAGUUUUGUACUUGAUUAG
Funneliformis caledonium is the source of this 141-nucleotide messenger RNA. The record is from the annotation of a GenBank genome assembly. NCBI's taxonomy places the organism in Eukaryota, Fungi, Glomeromycota, Glomeromycetes, Glomerales, Glomeraceae.